Messenger RNA from Pogona vitticeps (central bearded dragon), 2411 nucleotides. It is a transcript of the gene ALDH6A1, whose product is annotated as aldehyde dehydrogenase 6 family member A1. Gene Ontology annotation, molecular function: methylmalonate-semialdehyde dehydrogenase (acylating, NAD+) activity. The record is from RefSeq and is a predicted model, not a curated record. Gene Ontology annotation, cellular component: mitochondrion. Gene Ontology annotation, biological process: L-valine catabolic process; thymine catabolic process. NCBI's taxonomy places the organism in Eukaryota, Metazoa, Chordata, Lepidosauria, Squamata, Agamidae.
GGAGGUGGGCGGGGCGCCUUUUAACAGGGGGGAGCUGGCGGAAUGGCGGUAGCCGUGGCGGUUCGGGGGUCGACGGCAGGGCGGCGCCUGUGGUUUAGGAUCUCUCGGAAGUUAAAUUUUUGCUGGCAUUCCUCAGCCUUCUUUUCAUCAUCAUCAGUGCCGACCACCAAACUCUUCAUUGAUGGCAAGUUUGUUGAGUCCAAAAGUAAUGAAUGGAUUGAUAUCCACAACCCAGCCACCAAUGAAGUGGUUGGCCGUGUUCCCAAAGCCACUCAGAGUGAGAUGGAAGCAGCAGUGGCUUCAUGCAAGAAAUCUUUACCAAAUUGGUCUGAGACAUCAAUUCUUAGUCGACAGCAAGUUUUCUUGCGAUACCAACAGCUUAUCAAGGAUAAUCUGAAAGAAAUUUCAAAACUGAUCACCUUGGAGCAAGGGAAGACCCUGGCAGAUGCUGAGGGAGAUGUCUUCCGAGGCCUCCAGGUUGUUGAACAUGCUUGUAGCAUAACAUCCCUUAUGUUGGGAGAAACCCUUCCUUCCAUCACUAAAGACAUGGACACUUACACUUACCGUUUGCCUCUGGGAGUGUGUGCUGGCAUUGCACCUUUCAAUUUCCCAGCUAUGAUUCCUCUUUGGAUGUUCCCCAUGGCUAUGGUGUGUGGAAACACUUUCUUGAUGAAACCUUCAGAACGUGUGCCUGGAGCCUUAAUGUUCCUUGCCAGGCUGCUGCAGGAUGCUGGUGCCCCUGAUGGAACACUGAACAUCAUUCAUGGGCAACAUGAAGCUGUGAAUUUUAUUUGUGACCAUCCUGAUAUUAAAGCCAUCAGCUUUGUGGGAUCUAAUAAAGCUGGAGAAUAUAUCUAUGAAAGGGGGUCUAAGCAUGGAAAGAGAGUACAAGCCAAUAUGGGAGCUAAGAACCAUGGAGUGGUGAUGCCAGAUGCCAAUAAGGAAAACACUCUGAACCAACUUGUUGGAGCAGCUUUUGGAGCAGCUGGGCAGCGGUGCAUGGCAUUAUCUACUGCCAUCCUGGUGGGGGAGGCACAGAAAUGGCUGCCAGAACUAGUGGAGAGAGCUAAGAAGCUGCGGGUUAAUGCAGGAGACCAACCUGGAGCUGAUCUGGGACCCCUGAUCAGCCCACAGGCCAAGGAGCGUGUCUGUAAACUGAUUGACAGUGGAGUGAAAGAAGGGGCCAGCCUUCUUCUUGAUGGACGAAAUAUCAGAGUGAAAGGUUUUGAAAAUGGCAAUUUUGUUGGGCCAACUAUCCUCAGUAAAGUCACGCCCAAUAUGACUUGCUAUACAGAAGAAAUCUUUGGACCAGUUCUAGUGGUUCUGGAAGCAGACAGUUUGGAUGAAGCCAUUGAGAUAAUAAAUAAGAAUCCCUAUGGGAAUGGAACAGCGAUCUUCACUACCAAUGGUGCCACAGCUAGGAAAUACUCCCAUCUUGUGGAUGUUGGGCAGAUUGGCGUGAACGUUCCUAUUCCAGUACCUUUGCCAAUGUUCUCGUUCACUGGCUCUCGUGGGUCCUUCAGGGGAGACACCAAUUUUUAUGGCAAGCAGGGUGUGCAGUUCUAUACACAACUGAAGACAAUCACUUCUCAGUGGAAAGAAGAAGAUGCCACUGUUGCCAGGCCUGCUGUCGUUAUGCCAACCAUGGGAAACUAAAAGCAACUGCUUAUACUUUCUGGGGUUGAAAUUGGAAGUAUUCUUUGCCUGCUGUGGUACAGGCCAUUCUUGGAUACUUCCUGCUGUCCUAAAAAUACAAAGACCUUAUAUGUCAGAUCUUUUGGUUUCAAAUCUACGUAAUUGCCCAGGACUGUUUAACGCAAAUCUAGAUUUUCCAGCUAUGAAUCAGCUAACUAAUUGUCUUCUUGUAAGCAAAUACAUUACAGUGAAUAAUUAGGUAAAAGGACAAGGUUCUUACAUGACACUAUUGAAAAACUGAUCUCUGUAUUUCAUGGAUGGUUAGUUAAGACGCAGUCCUCACAGUUGCUGCUUUUGCUAUGUUCACAUCUGGUGCGCAUUGUAGCUGUAAGAGUCUUAACUGAACUCUUAUGCCUCCUACCCAUGAAAUUCUCUGUGUAUAUCAGAGAACUUGGAUUUCUGGUAACAAGACUGAAGUAAAUAAUGGGAAAGAAAUCUGACUAGCUCUUCUAAGUAGUCUUCAGGAUUCUCACAAACUAUAACAGUGUGGUUUUGUGAGGAGUCAGCGAAUCCUCACUUGCAAUAGGAAUCUUAACUCCCAUCAUGCAUGAAAGAAAUACAGUAAUCCAAGAUUCUGAAUGAAGAUAUUUUCUGCUUUAUAUGGUAACAUGUCUAAAUAGUUUUAUAUUGAAUAUUAACGCUGGCUGGAUAGCUCAGUUAGUUAAAUAUCUGGCUGCAGAGCCAGAGGUUGGGAGUUUGAUUCCCCAAUAUGCCUC